Molecule: messenger RNA, 2075 nt
Organism: Carcharodon carcharias (great white shark)
Lineage: Eukaryota; Metazoa; Chordata; Chondrichthyes; Lamniformes; Lamnidae
Product: histone H1-like
Exons: 1
Coding region: 81-758 (225 amino acids)
Biological process (GO): nucleosome assembly
Cellular component (GO): nucleosome
Molecular function (GO): DNA binding; structural constituent of chromatin
Source: RefSeq, a predicted model, not a curated record
UCUCGUUUCAAUCCGGACGCGAAUUCUUAACAGAAAGAAAGAGAGAGUGAAACAGAAGAGUUUUCGACACAGAUCAAGACAUGGCAGACACUGCAGCAGUGGAAACGGCUCCCGCCGCCGCACCCGCCGCUCAAGCCAAGACCCCGAAGAAGAGGAAGGCGCCGUCUGCCCGCGCCAAGUCCACCGGCCCCAAGUUGGGCGACCAGAUCCGCAAGGUGGUGGCGGCGAGCAGCGACCGCAAGGGGAUCUCCGUGGCGGCCAUCAAGAAGGCUCUGGCCAGCGGCGGCAUGGACGUCGAGAAGAACCGCGGCCGCAUCAAACUGGCUAUCAAGAGGAGCGUCGACAAGGGCUCCCUGGUGCAGACCAAGGGCAAGGGCGCCUCCGGUUCCUUCAAGCUCCCCAAGAAAGAGCCCCAGGGGAAAGUGGUCAAGAAGGCCAAGAAGACUGGGAUCAAGAAAUCGGCCAAGAAGCCGGCGGCGAUCAAGAAGCCAGCGGCCAAGAAAUUGGCCAAGAAGUCUCCCGCCAAGAAACUGGUCAAGAAAACCCCCUCCAAGAAACUGGUCAAGAAAACCCCCUCCAAGAAACUGGUCAAGAAAACCCCCGCCAAGAAACUGGCCAGGAAAUCUCCCGCCAAGAAGGCGAAAGCCGCGGCGUUGAAGCCGGCCUCGGCGGCGGCGAAGCCCAAGGAAGUCGCCAAACGGCAUCGCCCGUCCAAAUCGUCCAAGGGCAAGAAGACGGUCAGCAAACAGAAGAAGUGAAGAAGGUCGACUUGGAUAUUGAACAAAAAAAAACUCAUAAAACCAAAAAAAAACCCAACACAUCUGAACCCAAAGGCUCUUUUAAGAGCCAUUCCAUCUUCGCCCGAAUGAGCUGAGACCGCAAAAGAAUGCACCUCUCGACCGAGCUAAUUUUGUCACCCUGUCCUGAUCCCCUUCACCCCGCCUUUUCAUGUGACACAAAGUGUGGCCGAAGUCCAGUGUGGGACACAACUGUAUAGACAGCCUCCAGGGGGAAAUACCGGCUAAAUAAGCUUUGUUUUAAAAAAAAAUGUUCCCUGUUGCUCUUGAACUAUUAUAAUGAACAUUUGCGUGGAGCUGGGAGAGGGGGGGGCGUGGGGUAACGUCAAACGGGGAGUCUCGCUCACCACAGGUGCUUGCUAUCAGGUCUUCCGAGUGUUUUCCAGCCUUUUCCGUAUUUAUUUCAAGUUUCCUCGACCGCGCUGUGCUUUUAUCUGAAUGCCAACUGUUUAUUUGCCCAGGCGAGAUUGACGGAGGGUUGAUUCCGAGUCUGGGAGCUGCGUCUAGGUAAGGGUAAAACAUUGGGUAAAUCUGAAACGAUCGAUGGGCUUGCGGAGAUUAAAGCGACUGGCAGAUGUAGAGGAACUAAUAGUUCGUCUCGACGACAAAACAGGGUGACAUAUAGUUGAUGUAUUGAGUAAAAAAACAAAUAAAAUGGCCAAAAGCUCUCCGCUCACACUAGGAUCGAACGAGGAGGGGGAAGGAAACUAUGGAAAACUCCUUGGACAGUAUGCAGCAGAUAAUGCAAAUCUACACUGUAAACGUAAAACUGUAUUUUUUGUGCAUUGAGCCGAAGGGGUUGUUUCUGUUCUGUAUAGCUCCAUGAGGCGUUUUGAGUGCCACAUAAUGUAAUGGAGUAAACUCAUCUACGCAGGUCUUCAUGUCAAAUUUUGAAUACAAUGCAAUGUACCUUUACAAAUAUUAUGAACAAAGUAACUGUUUUAGUCAAAUUUUGAACUACUAUGCAAUGUACCUUUGCAAAUAUUAUGAAUAAAGUAAAUGUGUCUCUAAGUCAAAUUUUGAACAACAAUGCAAUGUACCUUUAUAAAUAUUAUGGACAAAGUAACUGUUUUAGUCAAAUUUUAAACUACUAUGCAAUGUACCUUUGCAAAUAUGAAUACAGUAAAUGUUUUUUAGUCAAAUUUUAAACUACUAUGCAAUGUACCUUUACAAAUAUUAUGAACAAAGUAAAUGUGUUUUUUAGUCAAAUUUUAAACUGCUAUGCAAUGUACCUUUACAAAUGUUAUGAAUAAAGUAAAUGUGUUUCUGGGGAGAAAA